UGAAGUCUUGAGGAAAUCUCAGGAAGAAGAAAACAUCUCAGAGAGAGACCGACGAAAGAAUCCAUUUUUACCUUUUCUUUUCUUUUCUUUUUUUUGUUCUAAUCGGAAAAAGGAACUUUUUUUUGUUUAGCUUCUUUCGUCGCUCAAGUUUCACUUAGGUGUCUGUUUCUUAUCUUCCACGAUUUCUCUCCUCUCCUCUCCUCUCUUGCUUUGGCUGAUCGAUUUGGGAUAAAUUGAGUUUGCCAAAUCAAGCAUCCCGAUUUCGUUGGUUGUAUUUAGUAUAGGAUCCAAAUACUAUGGAUGUAAAUAAUGUGAAUCCAUUUGCGAGUACAAGUGCAAAUGCAAGAGCAAGCGGUAGUACAAGUGCGAGCUCUAACUCGAGUUUUAGUAGCAGUGUGGCGGAUACAGAUGAUGAUCAAACCAUUGCACGUAUACUAGCUGAAGAUGAGAGCCUAAGGAGAGAAGGCAAGCUUGGGAAAAGACUAUCUCAUUUGGAUUCUAUCCCACACACUCCUCGGGUUAACAGGGAAAUACCUGAUAUAAAUGAUGCAACAUUAGACCAUGAGCUGCUCUCUGGGAGGUUGGCUACAUAUGGGUUAGCUGAAUUACAAAUGGAGGGAGAUGGAAAUUGUCAGUUUCGCGCUUUAGCAGACCAGCUUUUUCGCAAUGCAGAUUAUCAUAAGCAUGUAAGGAAGCAUGUUGUAAAGCAGUUAAAACAACAACGGAAAUUAUAUGAAGAAUAUGUGCCAAUGAAGUACAGACAUUACACCAGGAAGAUGAAAAAGUUGGGUGAAUGGGGAGAUCAUGUCACUCUUCAAGCUGCUGCAGAUCGAUUCGAAGCCAAGAUAUGCUUAGUCACAUCCUUUCGAGAUCAAUCCUACAUUGAGAUACUUCCUCAUAACAAGAACCCUCUCAGAGAGGCUUGGCUUAGCUUCUGGAGCGAAGUGCAUUACAAUUCGCUAUACGCCAAUGGAGUUCUUGCUCUUCCAGAUGUACCAACAAGAAAACCCAGAAGGAAGCAUUGGCUCUUCUAGGAUUGGAAUAUAAGUUCAUCUCCAUAUGUAUAAUGUAAAACAACCUUCCCUCAGAUUCGUGUGUGAAGUUUGCUAUAACCUUACUUUGUUGUAUGCUUGAUUGCUUAUCAUUGGUUCUCUUUCAACACCUUGGUUGUAAAACAAUGAAUAAACAUAUAUAGAUUUAUAUUUCUUUUAAUAAUAAUAAUAAUCAUUACUAUUGACUUU
Messenger RNA from Capsella rubella, 1241 nucleotides. Its product is annotated as OTU domain-containing protein DDB_G0284757. The record is from RefSeq and is a predicted model, not a curated record. Gene Ontology annotation, molecular function: cysteine-type deubiquitinase activity. NCBI's taxonomy places the organism in Eukaryota, Viridiplantae, Streptophyta, Magnoliopsida, Brassicales, Brassicaceae. The transcript is spliced from 10 exons. Gene Ontology annotation, biological process: protein deubiquitination. The coding region runs from base 297 to 1034 and encodes 245 amino acids.